AUGUAUUACAGAUCACAUUGUAUCCUAGAACGACUUUUCUUCGAUGAUCGAUCUUAUCAGGUUCUUUAUUCUGUAAGCUAUUUAGCUCUAACUCCUCUUCAACUAGACGAAAUAUUCGCGGAUGUUUUGUCAAAUGUCAACAUUUCAUUAGAUGAGCCAGAUUCCGAAGGAAAUGUGGAGACACUAGAGUUACUCAUCGAUUUUGGUUGCGAUAUAGACUUUCCAGACGGAAAGGAUUACUUGCCUAUCCACUAUACAUGUGAAUAUGAUACAACAGAAUUAACAAAAGUUGUAGUAGAGAAGGGUGCAAAGCUAGACGCUCCUGAUAGACAUAAACGGUAUCCGAUACACUACAUGUGCGAGAAAGGCAAUACGGAAAUGGUGAAGUUAAUGGUAGAGAAGGGGGCCAAAGUAGAUAUUCCUGACACAAAUGGUAAAUACCCGAUACAUUAUAUGUGUCAAAGUGGCGAUGUAGACGUAGUAGAGUUUUUGGUCACGAAGGGUGCGAAAUUGGAGGCUGUAAACGGGCAACUGCCGAUUCAUUAUGCUUGCGAAAAUUAUUUCCGUGACUUUAAAAUAGUACAGUUUUUAGUAGAAAAAGGCCAGAGUGUUAAUACGCCGGAUACAAAAGGCAAGCUACCGAUUCAUUACAUGUGUGAGCAAGGAGCAACAAAUAUUGUCAAAUUCCUAAUUAACAUUGAUAAACCUGUGAUAAAUGUUAAAGAUGGAAACGAUGAAAUUGGUCUUCGGCCAUUGCAUUAUGCGUGUUUGAGGGCUGACGUGAAUCUAGUAAAGCUACUACUACGCCUAGGUGCACAAGGCAAUCUUCCAGAUUUACAUGGUAAUCUACCGUUACAUUACGCAUGUCUCAAUGAUAAAUCUGGUCUUCCAAUAAUAUCGCUCCUCCUAGAAAAAGAUCUAGACGUCAAUGUUCGUAACGCAAUAGGCCAUCUACCCAUACAUUUUGCGUGUGAACCGAGCUGCAGAACGGCUUCGAAUUUCGGUUAUCACAGUCUAGGUUUUCCAUUGUGGAAAGGAAUUGACGAAUCUGUAGUGAAAUUUUUAGUGCAGCGUGGUGCGCGUUUAGACAUUGCAGACGCGAAUGGAAGGUUUCCGAUGCACUCGGUGUGCAGACAAAAUAAACCAGAACUGGUAAAACUGCUAGCAGAGAAAGGAGCUGAUCUGAAUGUUUCUGAUCAAUGUGGACGGCUGCCGAUUCAUUACGCGUGUGAAUGGGAUGUUCAUAGUGACGAAAUUGUGAAGUUUUUGAUUGAAAACGGUGCGAGUGUGAAUGUUGCAGAUGUAAAGGGUGUGUUACCGAUACAUGCGGCUUGUGAGGGAGGGUCUCUUAGUACAGUGAAAUUGUUAGUGGCAUAUGGUGCAGAUAUAAGUGAUCGUCGGGUCCGCGAAUAUGCAGAUAAGAAUUAUUUCCACCGUCAAGAAAUACUGAAAUUUCUAGAAAUUAACGGUAACGAUUCUCCAAAAGCGUCCUCGGAUCCCAAAGAUCGUAAAGAUUAUAGAAAUCCUAAAGACCAAAAAGAUCCUGAAAAAAAAGGAUUUCGAGAAUUCUAA
Molecule: messenger RNA, 1572 nt
Organism: Zophobas morio
Lineage: Eukaryota; Metazoa; Arthropoda; Insecta; Coleoptera; Tenebrionidae
Product: poly [ADP-ribose] polymerase tankyrase-like
Exons: 4
Coding region: 1-1572 (523 amino acids)
Molecular function (GO): protein binding
Source: RefSeq, a predicted model, not a curated record